Molecule: messenger RNA, 1274 nt
Organism: Gryllus bimaculatus (two-spotted cricket)
Lineage: Eukaryota; Metazoa; Arthropoda; Insecta; Orthoptera; Gryllidae
Source: the annotation of a GenBank genome assembly
AUGUGCCGCGACAGCUCGGCGACGCGAGCAUCUCCAGGCGAGGAGAGGCAAGGAGAGCAAGGGCCAACUCACUUCCCUCCCCCACCGGCGCAUGCGCCGUCGCAGCGACCAUUCUAUAAAAAGACUGUGCGUCGAGCGCUUCCAGCUGAGCGAAACCUCUGCGAAAAGGAACUAGCACUCUGGCCCGAAGCGCCGCAGGCACUCGGCAGCCGAGGGCGCACCAUGGCGGCGCAGAGCUGGGUCGCCCGCUUCCUCCGCGCCCUGACGGCCGUCGCCCUGCGCAUGCGCCAACCCGCGCGCCGCGCUUUCGGCUCCGUGCCCGCGGCCGUCGCCAUUUGCGCCUUCGUGGUUGGGAUAUACGACUUUGUCAUUGGAUUCCAUUAUCUGGCAGGCAGUGACUAUUAUUACUUUUUCUUAGGAUUUCGGCAAAUGAGAUACAUUGCUGCCUACACUGCAUUUGCCUCUUCAUUGUCUGAUGUGGUUUUAGUAUUCGGCAUCUUUCAGAGAGAAGAACAGAAUCUUCAAUACGUAGUGUGCGCUGUGCUUGCACUGUUCACAUUUUGCGGCCUAAUGCCUUUCAUUAUCUUAAUCCUUUCAGCUUGUUUAAGACAAUGGAUUUCAGGGUUAUGGGAAAUACCUCGCCUGUUGCAUAUACCCCACUCCACUUUCUUCCUCUGUCUGUUGCUGGCCUGAUUUUGCAGGAAACAGAUAUCGACCGCCCUCAGCCGCCGGCCGAAGUCAAUCCACGCACGUCCGGAGAAGAGCCAUCACCUGCUUAAGGACGAAGAAAAGGGAAACGGCAAAGGUGUCAGCUCCAGCCCUCUGCUGAGUCCCAAAACCAAUACAUCAGGCCGUCAUGCAAAAGCGCUUCCUUUACGUCGGAAAUGCUUGCCUGUUAAUUAGGCUUUCAUGUGCCGCCGAGUUGAAUGAUAGAUAAAUACUGCCAUGAAAAUUUACACACUGACAUACACCACUGUUAGAAUUACAAGAGUUUCAUUAACAAGCUUAGACUAAUUCCCCAAACUUACCGAGACUUUGUUCCCCAUUAACAUAUAAUACCACAACCUGUAUCUAUAAUUACCAAAGUUAUUUUUAAAAGAUGAUGAAAUGUUGAUGAAAAUUUACUGCUUUCUCUAUUAGAAUAAUGCAAAGUGUUGGAUACCCUUAAUCAAAAAGACAAAUGUGUCGAGCUGAAAAUCUUCAACCGAUUUGCGUUAUCUAGUAUGCAUUAGUUAGUUUGAGGUUACCUCAUCAACUGCUCCACAGCAACUUUA